GCGUUCUCCGCCCUACCAUGCAUGCAACGUCUCCAUCGUUGCGCGUCUGACCUCAUCUGUUUUAAAGUAAGAAAACGGGUCAUUUUUGUUUGUUAUUGCCCGGCAUGGGAGAUCACAGCGAGCCGACCAUGGUGCAGAAGUCGACAUCGUUCAGCAUCAAGAGUCUGCUGCUCCCAUCCAAGUUUGAUAGCGCGGACGCGGAGAGGCGCAGCAGCCCGGCUCCGGUACAGGAUUUAGACAAGCCACCGGAAACAGCUGAUAUAGAUUCGGUACUUCUGGAAAAGGAUCAGAGAGAUGCGGACAACCCGGAGCAGCCCUCUAAAAAGGGAAAAAACGGGAAAUUUGACAAGCCGCCGUUCAGCUACAAUGCGCUCAUCAUGAUGGCCAUCAGACAAUGUCCGGAGAAGAGACUCACGUUAAACGGCAUCUACGAGUUCAUCAUGAAAAAUUUCCCGUAUUACCGAGAACACAAGCAGGGCUGGCAGAACUCCAUUCGGCACAAUCUGAGCCUCAAUAAGUGUUUCGUCAAAGUGCCACGACACUACGAUGACCCGGGGAAAGGAAACUACUGGAUGCUGGAUCCCUCAAGUGAUGAUGUUUUCAUCGGGGGGACGACGGGCAAACUGCGGCGGCGCUCGGCGACCUCGAGAGGCAAGUUGGUGAUGAAGAGGGGACUGCGUUUUGCGCCCCUCGGACUCGGCCUGGGAGAACGCCCGAGUAACCCGUUAUACUGGCAGCUAUCUCCGUUCUUACCCUUGCAUCAUACGCACUAUAACGGAUCCACGCACGGGUUCCUUAACCAAGGACACGCGUACGGAUCUUUACUUCACGGCGUUGAGCCGCUCGGUAACGGGGAUAUGCCUCGCCCUAUUCUGGGAUCUUCUACCGGCAGUAUCAACCUGUCAAACGGAUACGGCGUGUCCCCGCCAUCCGCCGCUGCUGGAUUAUUAUCAGGGCACAAUGGAUAUUUCGUACCGGGAGCGCAGCAGCCACAGUCGUUGCCAAGCUCAACGGGAUACGGGAUCUCCAGCUCUCCUUCCCAUUUGCUGUCAGAUUCACUCAGAACUAGUUUACCGUCUUUCACAUCGCCGCUUUCGAGUGGACUUUUGUCUCAACAUAAACGGGUUGCGCCAAAUUCUUUCCUCAGCUGAGCGUUGCGCGUAAUCUCUAAAGGAAAUACACAAACCAACAUUAUAGACCUCGCUACGCAACCUCUCCCUUUUGUGAGGACUAUUUGUCUGUCUGGAUUUUUUUUGUCUAUUUAAGAUCUGAAAUUAUUUUUAACGUUAGUAUGAUUAUAUGCCAAAGGCAAUAACUGUGCGUGUUUGGUUUUCUUUUGUAAAAGUAUUAUUUAUAGUUCACAAUUUAUUUGGUAUUGACGGUUUUGUAUUUAUUAAAAAAGUUGACUAUGUUUUAUCCCUUAAAGCUGUGGGAUACUGUUGUUAUUAGAUAGAUUGCACAUAUUUUCGUUUAGUAUAUAGCCUAACUAAUUCCUCUGUUUAAUUUAAUAUAUAUUUCCCCAAAUUUUGAAUGCGCCUUAAUAUAUGAAAUCAGGGUUUGACAGGGAGAGCGUCCGGACUGACUCAGGUGUGCGUUCUGACAAUGACUAAAUAUUAUUUGUAAUGAUAUAAGUUGUAGAAAUACGGUAAAAUAUAAACCGAUAUGCAAUGUUCUAUGAGUUUGGGCAUUUGCUUUCAGAAAUGUCAUUUAAAGAACCACUAUAGCAAAACAUUAUAAAGCACUAGUCUUAAAUCAAUCUUGUGUUAGUUUUUUGUGUAAAUAUGUCACCUAAAAUGAUGUUCUGUGAUAACAGGAUUUUGGACACUUCGGGUCAGUAUAUAUUUUACACAGAUGACAGUAUUUUAUUAAAGCAUUUUACCUGUGGAAAGAUUUCCUCACCAAAGACAGUUUGCAUCAUUGUUAUGCUUUUAAUUUCAAGACUGAAUAUUGGUUUGGUUUUCAUUGCUCGUAAAAGUUAAUACAACAAAUUUAACUUA
Triplophysa dalaica is the source of this 1997-nucleotide messenger RNA. It is a transcript of the gene foxg1b, whose product is annotated as forkhead box G1b. Gene Ontology annotation, molecular function: sequence-specific double-stranded DNA binding; DNA-binding transcription factor activity. The record is from RefSeq and is a predicted model, not a curated record. Lineage: Eukaryota; Metazoa; Chordata; Actinopteri; Cypriniformes; Nemacheilidae. Gene Ontology annotation, biological process: regulation of transcription by RNA polymerase II. The transcript has a single exon. Gene Ontology annotation, cellular component: nucleus. Bases 105 to 1151 code for a protein of 348 amino acids.